AUGCUGCAGCAGAUCCUGCGUGACAUGUACAUCGACCCCGAGCUCCUCGCCGAGCUCAGCGAUGUGCAGAAGCACAUCCUCUUCUACAAGAUGCGGGAGGAGCAGCUGAGGCGCUGGAGGGAGCGGGAGGCUUGGGAGGCCCUGGCCCCGGAGGAGGGACUCAGGCCCCCAAAGGCCAAGCGAGGUAUGUGGCUGGGAGCAGCGAGUGACAAGCACAUCCAGUGGCUCCUGGGCGCAGAUGGCGAGGUCUGGGUCUGGAUCAUGGGAGAAGGCCCUGGAGACAAGCCCUAUGAAGAGAUCUCCGAGGAGCUGAUUGCAGAGAGGGCGCGGCUGCAGGCACAGAGGGAGGCCGAGGAGCUCUGGAGACAGAAGGAAGCAGAGAUCACCAAGAAGUUUCGGGAUGCUCUGGCCAACGAGAAAGCCCGGAUCCUGGCGGAGAAGUGGAAGGUGGAGAUGGAAGACCGCAAGGCUGCCAAAGUCCUGGAGGAGCGCGUCCACGAGGAAUUCAAGAGGAAAGAGGAAGAGGAGAGGAAGCGAGGCGAAGAGCAGAUUCGCCUCCAGGAAGAGCAGAGGGCGAAGGAGCUCUACUGGACGCUGAAGCAGGCGCAGCUGCACUGCCACGCCAGCGAGAAGGAGGAGCGCGAGUGGGAAGAACAGUUGCGCCGGUCCAAGGCUGCUGACGAAGAGAGGAGCCGCCGAGCCCGGCGCGCCCGGGACGAGUACCGGCGCCACUCGCUCCGCGCCAUCCAGAAGGGCACCGUCGCCGGCCUCAGCUCCAUGUUCCGGGGGCUCGGCCAAAGCCAUGAGCAGGAGGCAAGACUCGACCACCACCUGCCGGGCCCGGGGCCGCCACAGUCCCUCCCUGUGCCGGUCAGCCGCACUUGGGAGCGCCCGCUGUGUCCAGUGUCCCGAGAUGUCAUCGUCCGCUGGUUUAAGGAGGAGCAGCUGCCUCGCCGAGCCGGCUUUGAGAGGAACACCAAAUCCAUCGCCCCCUGGUUCCAUGGAGGAAAUUAUCACUGUUUCAGGGGGAGAGUUGCUGCAGGAACCCUGUGGACAGAGGGACAGCCCGCCAGAUUACCACCUGUUGUUUGA
Propithecus coquereli (Coquerel's sifaka) is the source of this 1092-nucleotide messenger RNA. It is a transcript of the gene SH2D4B, whose product is annotated as SH2 domain containing 4B. Lineage: Eukaryota; Metazoa; Chordata; Mammalia; Primates; Indriidae. The transcript is spliced from 7 exons. Gene Ontology annotation, cellular component: cytoplasm. Bases 1 to 1092 code for a protein of 363 amino acids. The record is from RefSeq and is a predicted model, not a curated record.